AUGGAUAGUGAGAAAAUCAGGCAGUACAUCGGGGAGCUCGCGUUGGAGGGGGACAAGAGGGCAAUUUAUAGGAUUCUCAUCAAAAUUCGGGCGGACGUGAAGACGCGAGAAGGAAUUGAGGUGUUCCACGCUGAGGGAGGGCUUCAGCCGCUGGUGAAUCUGAUCAAGAAGCCCAAUGAGAAGAUCAUAGACCUGUCGCUCAGCAUUCUGGGGAAUUGCUGCACGGUGGAGAAGUGUGCCAAAAAGGCUGGCGAGCUGGGAAUCGUGGCUCCACUGAUUCUGCUCCUGAGAACCGUCACAAAUGAUAGUAUUCAGUGUCGCACAUGUCGCAUCCUGGGAAAUAUUGCAGCCAUCGAGGAAAUUGCUAAGCAAAUCUCCAGUCGAGGCAUUUCCAGCAUCAUUUUGCCGAUCCUGGACGAGGCGAAGCCAAUAGCAACUCUCGUGAUGGCUGUUCGUCUCUUGAGCAAGAUCUGGAAGAUCACGUCGUUCCAGUUGGAGGCUAGUCACUGUGCAAUAAUCAAGCGAAUGAUGAUGAUCGUUAUAAAAUACUCACGGAAUGAGAAAAUCUCAGAAGCUUCCUCAUCCACAACUGCCAUCGAGGAGGACGCCCUGGCGCGCAUGUAUCCCAACAGGGUGUUUCGCGAGAGCACCAGGAAGUCAAUUAACUCAAUGGUGUCGCGACUAGAGAACGUUAGAAGUGACAUAUUUGACUUUGCCAUGCUGGGCAAGGAUCAGCCAGGAAGUGCGGAAAAGGAUGAAUUUAUUGCCCCAACGGAAGCUGACAAGUGUGAUCUGAUCAGUGGCAUACUGCGAUGCCUACAAAUGGUGGUGAAGGACAACGGAGGCGUCUCAGAGUGCAUUCUGGCGGAUGGAAGUGGCUACAAAUGCCUGGUGGCACUGGGCAGGAGUGGCAACCAAUUCCGGGGAAUUGUCCUCUCCAUACUGUCUACCAUGGUGUUCAAUCGCACAAAUCGCGAUCACAUCGGAUGUGCCAAUGCCGUUACGAUGGCCAGUGAACUUCUUCAGCGAAAUGAUUCUGAAGAUGCGGAAAAUUGCCUCACUGCCGCAGAGAUUCGAUACUGUGUCAACUUGAUCUGCCUCCUCGCCCAGGACUCCUGCAAUCGCGCUAAGAUCCGCCACAGUGGCGCCCUGAAGAAGCUCCUGCAGCGCUUCCGGGAGACGGAGUGUCGCCAGGAGCGUGAUAUGAUAAUGUAUGGCUUCACGCUGUUCUGCUACGAUCAGAUGAGCAUGUGUCUGCUGGUGCGCGAGGGACUCAUCGGAGCGCUGAUAAAGAGGCUGGCGGAGGAACUGGCUGAGGCUGAGGUGGAUCAUGUGCCAAUUGAGAAGGCGCCGGAGAGCAAGGAGAUCAAGAGGAAGACCUUCGAGGAGUCCGAGAUUGCGCAUCCAAUGAAGCGAUUCAAGAUCAAGAGUCCGAAGCCGUCGCACUUCUCAGAGCCAGGAUCUCCGGGCAGUUCCAGUGGAUACGGCAGUUUGUACACGAAUCAAGGCAGUCCGAGCAGCUUCUGCAGCUUAUCGCCGAAGAAUAGUUCGCCCAGAAGUACGGUGUUUGACUCUGACGACGAAUCAAUGACUUAUUCGCCCGUGUGCAGUGACAAUGAGGAGGAAAUCAGGGCGCCAGAGGAAAAGAGAGAUCCUGAACAUGAUGGACUGUCGAACUUGUGCGAUGAAGAUUCGCAAAACAGUCUGGCAGCGGUUGUUCUCACGGAGGGCAUUAAUGAGAACUCGCAAGACGCCGCGUCGCACGAUGCAGUGGCAAUGCCGUCUGAGGGUGUGGAGAAGAGCACAAUCAAGAGGAUCCUGCUGUUGCUGAGAGACAUGCCUCUGAUACUCAAUCAUGCGCCUGAGCUAGCAAAGCUGGAGAGUUUGACGGCACUCCUGAAGACCUGUCGCUUCAUCUCAUAUCCUCACACUUACUGCAAUAAGAUUCUCCACUUUGUGGUCCAUGACACUAAUAACUUCGUGCCGCUGCUGCAGAACGACUUUGUGAUUGACAUCUACAAACUCCGACACACGGGAUACGAUCACACCGACUGCCAAUCGUGCGAGGAGAUGAAGAUUGUCAGCACUUCCAUCCUGGGUGGCUUGUCUGCCAUCGCAGAGUCUGGCUACGGACGUGGGGAAUUGGCGCAUUAUCUGCUCACUGGCGAGAGAGGCAUGAGGAAGCACGUGGCGAUUCUGAUCACGUUCAUCCUGCGCGAGCCCAAGUUUCUCUACACCUUCCUCGUGGAUCACAGUGCACUGUACACCGUGAUGGAGAUCAUCCUCACGGACGACAAGGAGCUGGGCGAGAAGGCGUGCCUGGGCAUUACGGCUCUGGCGGGGAAUCUCAACAUCUGUGAUGGUCAGAGUGGUGGGAAGAAGACUGACAAUCCCGACUACGACGAGGAGAACUACUUAUCAGCCUGCAGUGAUGACUUGAUCUCAUUCGUGGUGAAGGACAGCGAACGAGUGAACUUCAGCGAGAGCAUCCUCAAGGAGUGCAGUGAUGUGUUCAACACAAUGCUCACGAGCCAGUUUCGCGAGUCCAUCAACAAGGAGAUUCACAUCUCAGACGUCAGCGUGGCGGGCAUCAAAUACUUCCUCAACCUAAUCAUCCUCAAUCGCUCAGAUUCGCUCGAUAGCGUGCCUUUGGCGACCGAAAUGACGCCCGCGCUUCAGGCCUACGAGCUCUCGAUGAGGUACAUGCUGACGGACAUCGAGAUGGCCCUGCUCACUGUCAUUCGCAGGAUCAUAAGUGAGGUGAACGUCCUCAGUGUCUUCGAGUGGGCCAUGAACAACAACAAUCGACAAUUGCUGGAAAUAGCCGUCUAUUAUUAUCUCAGAUCAGACAUUUGUGGCAAGAAGAAGCUUAGUAUGUUCCGUGAGGCGGAUCUUUCGGAGUAUGGGAACCAGUGGAAUCAACUCAUGUUGGACACCAUUGUGGACAAGUGUGUGGCAUCGAUGGAGCUGUCAUAA
Messenger RNA from Phlebotomus argentipes, 2976 nucleotides. RefSeq lists its product as uncharacterized. NCBI's taxonomy places the organism in Eukaryota, Metazoa, Arthropoda, Insecta, Diptera, Psychodidae. Gene Ontology annotation, biological process: anatomical structure morphogenesis. The record is from RefSeq and is a predicted model, not a curated record. The transcript is spliced from 2 exons. Bases 1 to 2976 code for a protein of 991 amino acids. Gene Ontology annotation, molecular function: protein binding. Gene Ontology annotation, cellular component: cytosol.